CUACUUUUGUGUAACAGAAAUAUUACUUUAAACUGCAUUCUUAAUUUAAUUGCUCUUCUCUUAACAUAAACGUUAACUUUAAAAAACUAUAAAAACUUUUAUAGGAAGUAGCAGAACUGCGACGGCAGGUGGCUCUAGAGAAUUUACAAAAUCAGAGAAUGGAUAAUUUGGAACAGGAUGUACCGGUGGAAUUUGAAUGCUGCUUCUGCACAACGAAGGAAUUCAAGGAAUUCACAGAUGCGGAGGGCGUCAUUUCUCUUCCAACUUCUGACUUCCAUAAACCCAUUUGCUUAGAAAUGCGCAUGGCCGCAAAUCAAGCUAAUCGACAGUUAUAUGCUGAUCAGUAUGGCUUGAUAUCACCACCCACCCAUUUAUACAAUCAACAGCAACAACAAUUAACCGGUGCUAUUGCUGUAACAGCAGGUGAAGCGCAUGCAGAUGUUAUAUUUUCAAUAGGACAUGCUGCAGGACGUACGUCGGCUCCCUUCACUGCCACUGGUAUUGUACCCACUUCACAAUCAACAUCCUCAACAUCUUCAUCAUAUGGUACUACAACAUCGACCACAAUAGCGCUGCCACUCGACACACCGUUCCGUUAUCCACCUUUUAUCUCCAGCAGUACCAAUAAUAAUUUUAACCAUAACUUCAACAAUAACUUCAACACAACAUCUGUUGGUGCUUGCAAUGCAUUGGCCAUGAGUACCGGCAAUGGAAUUCUGGGGCUUGGUAAUAAUUUCAACAACAAUUUCAGCAGCAGUAAUAAUAACAAUGCCGAUUUAGCCAGCGUUGAUAGCUCGGAUACAUAUGCAAGUUGCCAAACACAUCCAUUUUUAUCACAAGGUGAUCUCACUGCGGAUUUAGGAGAUGAAGCAUGUGCUUUGGAUAUAGACAUGGAAAAUUUGUAUAUAAAUCCGCUUGAGAAGGAGUCAACAAUAGGCACGACCGGAUUUGUAGUUGGCUUGCCACCGACUAGUGCAACAAGUAUGUCACGUUCACAUGUAAAGAAAAGUGCUUCGGGUGAUACAGCACUAAGAAAUUUGGCCACUGGAGCUUUAAGUCCUAUGGAUGAUGUUUACCAAAAUUUUGAGGUACAGGAGCGAGGUAGUCGUGUUAGUCUUAAUGAGAACCCAGUGCCAAAGCAUCGCAAAACGCGUUUUCAGCAAAGUUUUUCAUCAAUGCAUUCCAGUAUUAUAGCUGCGGGGACUGUAGUAAAGCCCCGAGCACGUUUUGAAGACUCAAAGGUCUCACAGGAGAAUGUGGGCCAAGAAUCAAGUCCUGCGAGUAGCGGGAGUAAAAAGAAGCGUUCAUCUUUUAUGCCGGGCAAAAGUUUAGCCACUGCCACUAAGUUGAUAAAUCAGCAUUUGUUCGGUAUACAGAAUAUUGGAUCUAAAGCCAAAUUUGAAAGUAAACAUUCCUCAUCGAUAGAUUCAAUUGACGCAUCACCAAAUCUUGAACACCAUAGACGCUCAAAAUCAAUAUUAAAAAAUAAAUCAGAUAUGUCGAGAAUAUUGACGGAUCCAGAAAGCGAACGUCUGCUUGCAGAUAACAUGUCUGGUUCUGGUGUAUCUGACAAUGGCACAGUAAUGAAUUACUUGCAGGGCGAAUCUGGUAAAAUGAACACCAACAAACAUUUCCGAGUUGAUUUUGAUUUAUUGAAAAUUAUCACAAAACUUUCUGUGUAA
This is a messenger RNA of Teleopsis dalmanni, 1682 nucleotides long. RefSeq lists its product as uncharacterized. NCBI's taxonomy places the organism in Eukaryota, Metazoa, Arthropoda, Insecta, Diptera, Diopsidae. The transcript has 5 exons. The record is from RefSeq and is a predicted model, not a curated record. The coding region runs from base 159 to 1682 and encodes 507 amino acids.